Messenger RNA from Truncatella angustata, 1425 nucleotides. RefSeq names its product major facilitator superfamily domain-containing protein. Gene Ontology annotation, molecular function: transmembrane transporter activity. Lineage: Eukaryota; Fungi; Ascomycota; Sordariomycetes; Amphisphaeriales; Sporocadaceae. The record is from RefSeq and is a predicted model, not a curated record. Gene Ontology annotation, biological process: transmembrane transport. Gene Ontology annotation, cellular component: membrane. The transcript has 4 exons. The coding region runs from base 1 to 1425 and encodes 474 amino acids.
AUGGACGCGUCAACGUCUCUGAGUAUCGAUACCAUCGACGCCGAUAUUGAGCGCCGCUUGGUGCGGAAAAUUGAUCUUUACGUCUAUCCAAUCCUCUUCGUCAUAUACAUGCUCUCAUUCCUUGAUCGUAUCAAUAUUAGUAACGGGAGAAUCCAAGGACUUGCCGAUGACAUUGAUCUUAGUGGGAAUAGGUUCAACAUUGCCUUAUUCAUAUAUUUCGUUCCAUACGUCCUUCUCGAAGUGCCAAGCAACAUGAUCAUUCAGAAAGUCAGACCAUCCUUGUACCUUUCAGGCUUGAUGUUUAGCUGGGGUAUUACCAACAUGUGCAUGGGAUUCGUCCGCAGCUACGAAGGACUAGUCGCGCUGCGUUUUCUUCUUGGGGCUACCGAAGCUGGUGUACUUCCAGGCAUCAUAUAUCUUACAUCGAUGUACUACAAAAGGCAUGAGUUUCAGAUAAGAAUGAGUUUCCUGUUUUGUUCCACCUUGGCUGGCGGUGCGUUUGGAGGGCUGCUUGCAUACGCCAUUGCAGAUCUCAGCCAACUGAAGGGAUACCUAGCAUGGCGCUGGAUUUUUAUUAUUGAGGGAGCUACGACAUCAUUCGUCGCCAUUAUCUCUGCUUUCUUGAUUGUCGACUGGCCUGAACAGUGUCGCUUCUUAAGCCCAGAAGAGAAAGUAAUCCUCAAGCGCCGCUUGGCUGAUGACGGCGCUGGCUUUGCGCGAAUGGACACGCUCGACAGAUAUGCCUACAAGUUGAUCUUCUCUGACUGGAAGAUCUGGCUGGGCUCUAUUGUUUACAUGGGAAUCGGUACGACUGGAUACGCGACAACCUUUUUUAUGCCGACGAUACUCAACGAAUUUGGUUGGAAGGCAGAGGAAGCACAAGUCCGCACAAUACCUAUAUAUGCCGUUUCCGCAGUUGGAAUGCUUUUAGUGGCCUAUCUGUCUGAUAGACUUCGCCACCGGUAUGGUUUCAUCCUGCUCGGGUGUCUCAUAGCAACCGUUGGCUACGGUAUGCUUCUUAAUCAGGCCAUGCUAUCGCAGGAUGCCAAGUUUGCAGCCAUAUUCUUGGUCUCCCUUGGUGGUUAUAUGUGCACACCCAUCGCGCUGGCUUGGCUAUCGAACAAUGUUUCAGGGCACUGGAAACGGGCCAUUAGCUCCGGAGUCCAGGUGAUGAUUGGCAACUUUGCGGGCAUCAUCGGGGCCAAUAUUUUCGUGCCAGACGAAGCGCCGACCUACGCCACCGGCUACGGCACAUCACUCGCAAUGCUUUGGCUCGGUGGUCUGGCCGCAACAGCCAUGUUUAUCGGUCUAUGGCUGGAAAACAGGAAGCGGGCCGCAGGUAAGCGAGACUAUCGCCUUGCUCUACCUGAUGAUGUGGUGAAGAAUAUGGGUGAUGAUCAUCCAUCUUUCCGUUUCACUCUGUAA